AUGUUUACUCUUAACGUAGCUGCCGCGGCGGCGCUUGUCGUCCGAGCUGCCUCCGCCGCCGACGUGUUCGCGCAUUUCAUGGUUCAGAAUGCCUACGCAUACGAUGUCGGCCAAUGGAAGACAGAUAUCGCUUCUGCGCAACAGAUCGGUAUUGACGGGUUUGCGCUCAACUGGAUUCCACCGGACUGCCAGGGUGGUCUUGGCUGGACAGUGGACCGCAUUGAUGAUGCAUUCACUGCUGCCGCCGCCAUGAACUUCAAGCUCAUGUACUCUUUCGACAUGAGCUACAGCACGUGCAACAUCUACUGGAAUCAGACUUUCAUGGGCGAGAUGAUUUCGAAGUACGCUGGCAACUCGGCAACCUACCGCUGGAACAGCAACAUCUUGGUGUCUACCUAUGGUGGCGACCAAGUCCAGCAGUAUGGCAAUGACUUCUUCGCCGGCCUCAAAAGCAGUCUGUCCGGAUCUAACGCAAUUACACUCGCGCCCGCCCUUACAACGUACUCUCUAGCUGCCCAGGACGAUGCCACGGGUGCUGCCAAUAAGUUGAUGAACGACUAUUCGUCCAUUGAUGGAUACUUCGACUGGCAGGCUUGGCCGUUGAACACUGGCAACAACAUCACUGCCACUCCGGACCAGGCUUUCCAGUCUGCGCUAAAGUCUAAAGGCAAGACCGGACCGUACAUCAUGAGUGUCUCACCUUGGCAGUACAAGGAUCUGAACAACGGCAACCCGCUUGAUACGUGGGUUGCCUACAGCGAUACCCUCUUCGACGAUCGCUUCAAGCAGCUCACUGGUGAUGAUGUCAAGCCAGACAUCAUUGAACUUCUGACUUGGAACGACUUCUGCGAGUCGCACUACCUGCGCGAUCUGCCCAACCAGCAAGAUACCUCUGCUAAGGACUACGUGGUGCUCGGAGACAUGGGUACAUACGUCUGGGGCCAGAACCACGCACCAUGGCGUAUCAUCGCCAAGUACUACAUCUCGUGGUGGAAGAACGGCUCGCCACCUGCCAUCACGAUGGACCAGGUUGUCUUCUGGCAUCGCAUUCAUCCGAAGGGUGCUACCUGCUCCGGCGGCUCCUCCACGGCUGUGCGCAAUGCUCAAUACCCUGACGAUGCCGUCUUCGCAUGGGCUCUUGUGAAGGAGAAGUCUACAAUCUCCAUGUCUGUUGGCAGCAACCAGUACUGGACCUUCGAGGCCGACAACAACGGGCCCGCCACCGGUAUGGUUCCUUUCCCAUCUGAUCUUGGCAACGGUGUCACACCCGAAGUUGCCAUCAUGCGCAACGGCCAAGCCGUCCAGUCCGGCAAGAGCUCGCAAGUGGUACAAGGCUACUGCACCUACCAGAACUUCAACCCUGUUGUCAACCUUGUUGGCCCCGGCAUCAAUGUUGGCCCUUCAUCGUAA
Molecule: messenger RNA, 1410 nt
Organism: Recurvomyces mirabilis
Lineage: Eukaryota; Fungi; Ascomycota; Dothideomycetes; Mycosphaerellales; Teratosphaeriaceae
Exons: 2
Coding region: 1-1410 (469 amino acids)
Molecular function (GO): glucan endo-1,3-alpha-glucosidase activity
Source: RefSeq, a predicted model, not a curated record